GUUAACACGAACACCCAAUUAAUGCCAGUUUCCGAGAUCGACGAAGCACUUAUCUAGCUCCUCGGACCAGACGACUCCGGGUUUUGUCCAUCUUGAUCAUGAAAGGCAUUGCGAUACCCGUAAAAUCCUCGGUUGAAAUAACAAUGGGCUUCAGCGGCACUGCUUGCAGCUUAUCAAAGUAUCAUUGCGACAUUAACAUGUUCCUUUUCUAUUCCAUAGGACUUUUGACACCUGGUGAGGUGUAAAGUACCAUGCUCGUUUUGUCGCGUUUAUUUGUCUACCGGUAAAUGACCUGUUGUCGCGAUGUGCUUUGAUUGUGCCACACAAGAUCCUUCAAAGCGUCAUCGUUCUUACCACCCACAUUUGAUAGGCAGAUGCAGCAAAACAAUCCUACUUGUGGCAUUGUUCGGUCGGUGUGGUUGCGCUAUGGGUGUUCUAAGAUAAUCACAAAAUGUACACCGAUCCCUCGCUCAUCAACAGCAUUCUCUAUCUUGUCCUCAUACCGGUCAUCACCAUGUUAACUGGCGAUCGCUUCUGUCUUGGCCCAAAGGUCACUCUGAAGUUGACUACUCUUUCAUCUUCAUCAGAACCACAACUAGUAUACUCGGGGUCAUGUACAUCUGGACCACCAUAUCCUCAGGAUGCGGUCCCUGUCAAAAUCGACAUCUUCUCUUGCGAAGGACAACACACAGAGCGCCUCCAGGACUCCAGCUAUUUUGGAAAUUCUGCCUCAGCACUUCGCCCACGAGAGAAAUUGGCAAGCCUUACAAACGCACUUCAAACGCCCCAGGCUGGUUCUCAUGCACUUGACAUUAUGCCUCUGCCCAUUGCUGUCCCUCCCGUGAAGUCACAGUCUGGUAUCUCAGAAGAUAUUAACCUGGCGAAUAUCUCUUGUGGACUUCAACAUCCUUCUGACUGCAAGCCGAUCGACCCUUCUCCAGUUCCUGCUCGGGCUUUGAUGCCAUCCGUUCGAGGCUCCUUUCGUAAGUUAUGCAUGCUGCAAGAGGGAGGCUUUGCCACAGCUUGGGCAGCUGAAGACAUUUCAUCGGGACGUUUGCUGUGUCUAAAGGUUUUUCGAAAAAAACGUCUAAAGCACAACCGUACAGAAGAGGGCCUUUUGAACGAGCUGGAUGUAUACAAGCACAUUUCGUCUGAGCAGGAGACUUUCCCCGCAGGAAAAAUGUUCCUGAUGGAACUAGAAAUGUCUUUUCAAACAAGGCGUGACAUCUGUUUCGCCAUGGAAUUGAUGGCAAAUGAUUUACUUUAUUAUAUGACUCGCGAAUCGGCGUAUUGCAGCGCGAAUGCUCGAAGGUGGAGUGCGCAGAUGGCUCUUGGGAUCAAUGCUCUUCACUGCAUGGGCAUCAUCCAUCGAGACAUCAAAGCCGAAAAUAUCUUAAUCGACAUACGAGAGAACGUGCGAAUUGCUGAUUUCGGCCUCUGUUAUAUGCACGAAAAACCCUUGGAUCGACAGUGGCGUUACUCGUCGGACGUGACGGGAACCACCCAGUGUAUGGCACCCGAAAUGUUGCACAACAGGAAAAAUCCACGUCCUACAAAAUAUGGAAUCACCGUAGAUUGGUGGUCUUUUGGAUGCGUUCUUUACGAGCUUGUCUGUCCUAACCAUCAGACACUCUUUGCCACGGAGAAGGCCACAGUUGACUAUGUUACUUGGCAUCGCAAACUGUCUAACACAGUCAAGUUGUUCCCCGCAUUUGAACGACUUGAUUCAUCUGUCGCUGGUUCGGUUGCAGGGUUGCUCAGACCUUUGGCCCUGAUGCGGUAUGGGUUUGAAGACCUGACGAUGCACCCAUGGUUUGAGAACGAUGACAUGUCAGAAUUUCAUGACGCGCCCAAUCGUGCUCUUCGGCGUGCUGAAUGGCCACAUAUGCGACCAAACUUGCAGGGACAGACCAAAGCAGCGGUCAUCUUGACCCCUCUUACUGCUUGGCCCCGUGGUCGUCGGUCGAAACGCUUUCUAGAUGUGGAUUGGAUAAACCCCAAUAGUUCUGGAGUUGUUUCUUAGUAGUUUGUUUCAUUGCCGAGGUCGUCAUUCCGAGUUCUGCAUUCCACUAUUCCUCCAUUAAUUCUUGCUGCAAAUGAUUCCUAAAUGCACCUUGAGUGAUGUAGACGUCCCUGUCUUUUUGUUCUUUGCAUACACUUUGCAACCAAUGACCUAUACGUCUCUUCAGCCAUACGUUUCUGAAGUUCCCAAAGUUCUAUAUCAGUUCUUCGGGCUCAACCGC
Suillus subaureus is the source of this 2243-nucleotide messenger RNA. RefSeq names its product kinase-like domain-containing protein. The coding region runs from base 452 to 2023 and encodes 523 amino acids. The transcript has 7 exons. Gene Ontology annotation, molecular function: ATP binding; protein serine/threonine kinase activity. Gene Ontology annotation, biological process: peptidyl-serine phosphorylation; intracellular signal transduction. NCBI's taxonomy places the organism in Eukaryota, Fungi, Basidiomycota, Agaricomycetes, Boletales, Suillaceae. The record is from RefSeq and is a predicted model, not a curated record.